AAAGUUUCAAUCUUAAAUCUUAAUGGAGCAGAUUCCAGAUAACAUUGUCACUGAUAUCAGCCCACCACCCACCCAUCCCCCUUUUUUCCUGCCUGCUUUUCAGGUACAACUGUACAUGACUCUCCCACUUGCUUUUCUGUUGCAAAGAUUACUUCACCUCCUCACCUCCCCCUUGAAAUUUCAACUUGCAAUAAUACUCCCCACUCUGCCAAAGUGCUUCAAUUUCAAGAUCUUUGAAUACUUUUUAGCUGAUUCAUCUUUUUCUCAUGCACACACAAAAGUGAAAAACACAUUACACAUGCAAAAUGCUUUAACAUUCCUGAGGGAUUGCCUUAAAGCUUUGACAACCACUACCUUGAGAGUUGAGAGAGCAAUGAGUAAGAAACUAAACAGAUCCCACAAGCAAUGACUCCGGAUCAAUCAGCACAACUUUGGGCCUAUGUUUCAACCUGUUCAGGUUCUAACCCAAACCCAAGACAAGAAACUAGCCCAUGAAGUCAUGACUGCCCCUACCCCACCAUGAAAGAAAUGCUCCAUGCGUAUUUUUAAGGCUUCGUGUUGAUGAAACACUAGGAGAUUGAAGUCGGUACCCGUCACUCCUCCGUCAGGCAUCCCGCUCCGAUCUCUUUCAUUAGGUAUUUACUUAAAGCAAAAAUGUCACAAGCAAAUAAUGUUGAGGAUGUAAAGCAGAAGGAGGUGGUGGAUGACAGUGAAAAGAAUCAAGUUGAUGACGACAAGGCUGAUGAUCAAAAAGAUCAAAUUUUGGGUGAAGAGGAUGGUGCUGUCAUAGAAGAAGAGGUGAACGAUUCACAUGAAAACAGCAAAAGUCCCAUGCCCUCAGCCCAAGAGGAGGAAGAAGCAAUCAAGAAAAAGUAUGGAGGACUAGUACCUAGAAAACCUCCUUUAAUAUCCAAGGACCAUGAACGUGCAUUCUUUGAUUCUGCUGAUUGGGCAUUAGGAAAGCAAGGAGCGCAAAAGCCUAAAGGACCACUGGAAGCGUUGCGCCCAAAAUUACAGCCCACCCCACACCAGCAGAUGCGUUCAAGACGCUCAGCUUAUGCACCUGCAGAUGAUAGUGAAGGAGAUGAUGGCAAUACCACAACUUCAUCUUCCGAGGAUCAAAGCUGCAGAUUGGAAGGUGACAGUGGCAACACCAUUUCAAAGGAGGACGAGACACAUGACAUGAGGGCGUAAGAGAGCUUGGUUCACUUUCAGAUUCAGUGGUGCUUUCGAUGAACCUCAUGAACAUGCAAAAUGUUCCUUUUUCGAGAAUUUUCUUCCCGGCAGAAAGUGGGGUUUGGUAAACCCCGUAUAUUUAUGUACUCCAAUUGAUACAACUUCCCUUUUUGGUCUUUUUCUUGAUAAGCAAACGAUUGACAGCAUCGAGCUUCAUCAUUAUAAGCAUAAGAACAUUCCUUCGAACCUUUCCUGUUGGAGUAAUAAAUGGAGUUACUGAUUCAUUUUAUA
This is a messenger RNA of Theobroma umbraticum, 1467 nucleotides long. Its product is annotated as cAMP-regulated phosphoprotein 19-related protein. NCBI's taxonomy places the organism in Eukaryota, Viridiplantae, Streptophyta, Magnoliopsida, Malvales, Malvaceae. The record is from RefSeq and is a predicted model, not a curated record. Gene Ontology annotation, molecular function: protein phosphatase inhibitor activity. Gene Ontology annotation, cellular component: cytoplasm.